AUGUUUUUAAAUCUUCCAACAAAUUCUUCAACAAAUAAUUUUUAUAAUUCACAAUUUUAUUCCAAUGCUCUUCGAAAUCAUUUUCUCAAUCCAUUUCUUCUUCAACCAUUAAUUCCUCCAACAAAACCGACGAAUUCAUUAUGUUUAUCUAUUCAAAAUGAAUCUUCAUCACCAAUUAUGAUUUCAUCACCUCGAUCAACAACAACAACAACAGCAGUACAAAAAAAUAAUUCAAUCGAUGAUCAUGAUCAAGGAUCAAAUCUAAGCGAUGAUGGAAGUAGUAAUGAUCGAGAUAGUAAACGAAGACGAACACGAACGAAUUUUACAAGUAUUCAAAUUGAUGAAUUAGAACGAGCAUUUCAAGAUGGUCAUUAUCCAGAUGUUUAUAUGAGAGAAGCAUUAGCGAUGAGACUUGAUCUAAUCGAAUCACGUGUUCAAGUUUGGUUUCAAAAUCGACGAGCUAAAUGGAGAAAAAUGGAAAAUACAAAGAAAGGUCCAGGUCGUCCUCCACAUAAUGCCCAUCCAACAACAUGUUCAGGUGAUCCAAUUUCAGAAGAAGAAUUAGCGAAAAAACGUUUAGAAGCUGAAGAAAAGAAACGUCGAAAACAAAAUGAAAGACAACGUCGACAAGAUGCAAAGAAAUGUUCUAAUCCUCAUACAUCUUCGGAAAUAAAUCAAACAAUUUCGAAUUCGUUUUCUUCAUCUUCUUCAUCAUCAUCUUCCUCAGAAUUAUCUUCAAUAUCUCCUGCAACAAAUAAAUGUUCAUAUUCUAUUGAAAGAAUUUUAUGUCAAACUUUAUCAUCAAAUCAGAAUUUGAAAAGAAAAUUAAAUAAUCAUUCAUCACCAAAUAAAUUAAAUCGUACUGAUGACGGUAAAGUUCCUCAACUAUCAUAA
Adineta ricciae is the source of this 894-nucleotide messenger RNA. NCBI's taxonomy places the organism in Eukaryota, Metazoa, Rotifera, Eurotatoria, Adinetida, Adinetidae. The record is from the annotation of a GenBank genome assembly.